Anopheles marshallii is the source of this 516-nucleotide messenger RNA. RefSeq names its product RYamide neuropeptides. The transcript has 3 exons. NCBI's taxonomy places the organism in Eukaryota, Metazoa, Arthropoda, Insecta, Diptera, Culicidae. The coding region runs from base 1 to 516 and encodes 171 amino acids. The record is from RefSeq and is a predicted model, not a curated record.
AUGACCUGGCGAACGAUGAAACCUUUGGCCCGCGAGCAAUCGUCAGCGUUCUGCAUCAGCACCACCGUCGGUCUGUUCCUGUUCGGGGCGCUCGUCCUAGCGGUGGUGACCGAUGCCGAUCCGAUGGUGGAUAGUGCCAGCAGCUUGUACGGCGAUAACAAACAUGCAAGCGAUAAGCGCCCGUUCUUCGUUGGCAGCCGGUACGGACGAUCGCACGUGUACGGUGCGAAGGAUUUACGGCAGGUGAACGUGGUACCGCGUAACGAUCGCUUUUUCCUCGGCUCGCGGUACGGCAAACGGUCCGACCUGACGAAGGAAAUUGAAUCCGACAGCAAUAAUGGUAUUGCCGAGCUGACCUAUCUCGCCUGUCUGCAUACGGGCGUUUCGAACCUGUACCGAUGCUACAGUCGCGAUUCGUCCUCGGGUGCUUUACACCAGCAGGACACGGAUCAAUACGAUCAGCAGCAGCAGCAGCAGCACCAAUUCAACGAUAAUGUCGACCUGUCGGAAAAGUAA